GCGCUUGCUGCUCUGGCUUUCCCAUGCUGCUGGCUGCGCCAACUACCGUGUGUCCUCGAUGACACCAAAAAGAGCCGAACCUUCGAUAUGCUCUGCAGCGUGUUCCGUGACCACGGCUUGACCUUGUGUUGCACGCUUAUGAACGGCGAGGUUACUAAUGCGUGGUCUGCGUAGUUGUUAGCUUCCAAGGUCGCGGUUGGCCUUUUGUUGCGCAAGGACGCGCUUAACGACGCGCUGCGUCGUCGUUAAGGCGGACGCCAUGUUGGACGUGUGCGCAGUGUUUUUCCUAGAGCCCACACAGUUGUGAAACCAAGAGAGACGCCUAGGAGUACGCCUUGUCCCAAAGUGGUUGCGUUACGUUUGCCAAGUUGGGUGUCGGUGCAGUCCAACGUCGCGGGCUGGUUUGGACACGGUCGGCUAACGUCACGCAGAAGGCGGAUACGAUGGAUAAGCCUACGGCCAGUGGUGUAUUAUCAGUGACGCGGUUGUAGAAUGAAAUUCUCCGAUAGUCAUUCACUGCUUCUUUCGGCGUCCCGACUGUCGCACAUCGAGGCUGUUGAUGUUUUCAAUGGCGCCUACGAUGGUGCGCACAGAGUUGGCGCAGCGGGGGCCGCCCGCCUUUUCGGCUCUUGAGCAGACGACGGUUACGGAUGGGCCCGUGGUGGCCAAGUUCCCCAAGAUGGCCGUCACCCUUGACUAUAGCCGAGAAGAAGACAGGCUUGCCACUUUUCGUGGGUGGCCCCCAGAUGCCCCGGUAUCUGCCAAGAAGCUGGCUCAGGGUGGCUUUGUGUGUAUAAGUUCUCCCAGGCAUCUCACACAAUGCUUCAAGUGUGGACUCGAGGUUUCAGACUGGAAAAUUGCAGACUCAGUAGUGGAUAGACACCGCACGGUGCGACCGAACUGUGCGUUUGUACGCUCCCUUCCAAGCCCGCGUGUUCCGGUGGCAGCAAGCCCCGCUUCUUCCACAGCUGGUGCUUCGUCUGGUGGUACAAGGCGUGUAGAGCAACCAAUGCAUGUUGACAGUGUGAUGCCCCCGUUUCCGCGCGUUGGCAGUGCGCCGUUGGUUCGUAGCGGAGCUUGUGAGACUGUUCCGAGGAUUGCUGUAGAAAACGACUUGCAGCUUCGCCGGCUUCAGGCGUCGGAGGAAGAGCGGUUCAAUACCUUCUCUGACUGGCCGCUGGACUUUCUGCCAGCACGGACGCUUGCUCAGGCGGGCUUUUACUAUCUUCACGAACAAGAUAAGGUGCGGUGCGCCUUCUGCAAAGGCACAGUGCACAACUGGGAGCCAGGGGACGACCCCCUGCAAGAACAUGUCCGCCACUUCCCGUGUUGCCCAUUCCUUCUGAACCCAGACCUGGCUGGCCAGGACGAGUGCGGUCAUAUGUCAUGGCAACGGGCACGCUCCGCACCUGAGUGCGAGCAGCUGCUCAUUGGGAAUCGUUCCCAGGGAGUGCAGUUGAAAGGAGAUACUCCUCCAUCAGCGCUGUCUGGCCUUGGCGUGUCUGUACACGUCGGGCCAAAGCAUCCAUCACAAGCAUCACCCGAUGCCCGGCUGCGGACUUUCGAAAAGUGGCCCGCCACGUGCCCCAAGCAGCCUCUGGAAUUGGUGUCAGCUGGAUUUUUUUACAUUGGUCUUCAGGACUACACCAAGUGCUUCCACUGUGAUGGUGGCCUCUGCAAUUGGGAUGCGACGGACGACCCCUGGGAGGAACACGCCCGCUGGUUUCCCCGCUGCCAGUUUGUGCUGCUGUCCAAGGGCGAGGCGUACGUGGAGGACUGCCUCCAGCGACAUCAGUCGCACCUCAGCGCGGUUGCGGCUAGCGCAUCAACAAGCGCGCAAGGGCAGUCUGGAGGUGCCGAUGAAGGAAUGGCAACUGAACUGGCGGCACUCAUGCGGUCGGAGGAUGUGCAGUUCUACCUGUCACAAGGGGUCCCUGCAGAGACACUGCGUGCUGCGUUGCUGAAGCACAUGCGCAGCCAGGGCCGGGGUUUCGCGAGCCGCGACGAACUUCUUCAAGUUCUUGGCGAGCUGCUUGCCUUACCAAGGGCGUCUGCUGACCAGACUGCGCAGCCAUCGGCUGCAAAUGACCUCACGAUCACCAAGCUGGCUACCAACCCUCAGCUGGAAAGCGUAGUUUCCAGAGCGAAGAACUCGUCACCGGAGGGCCGGACAGAGGGGUCGGAGCCUUCCGAGCUGGCUCUGGAGAACCUGCGACUCAAGGACCAGCGUCUCUGCAAGGUGUGUCUCGAUGCCGAGGUAGGCGUCGUGUUCCUGCCGUGCGGCCACCUGGUGGCGUGCCCCGCCUGCGCCUCCGCCCUCUCGGACUGCCCCGUCUGUCGCGCUUCCAUCCGCGGCACUGUGCGGACGUUCUUCUCUUGAAAUAGAUGUCAAAAGAAGAAAUGGGCAUGAGAUGUGUCGCUACAACGGUGGCUUCAGCAAGGUGUAAUUUAGGAGAGGCAACGACCGUUGUUACAUAAUUAGGAAAUGCUUAGAAGUUCACGUAAUUUCCUUCCUUUCUACUUGUCUACAGGAACUUGUUCUCAGUAGAGGGUAUAAUCUGCACUGCUUAAUCCUGUAAGACUUAAUCAUGACAAUGGUAGUAAGGCAACCUAUGCUGGUGAAUUGUACAGUAAGCACGCAGCGGGCCUACAGGGUUUAAAGUGGCAGCAGAGAAAUUGAGGAUGACCCUUGCCUGUGUUGAGCAAAAACUUUGGCCAAUAUCCUUUUGCACAAAUUCAGCUUGUAAGACCUAAAAUAUUGUCUGGGCCAUUAGGCACUUUGGUUGACCAAUGCAUUGCAACUGCAUUAGCACCGGCAACAAAUACUGCAAACAAUUUCUCCACUUUCUAACUUCUGCAUCGUUGCCUUUCGUCUGAGCAGCAGGUCUUGAAACACCUGCUACGACAUGCUCAGUAGGAGAACUCGCAGCUCGCCGAGUGGCCGAGGUAGUGAGCUGCAGGGAACAGUGCCGACAGACAUCCAAGUAAAAGAAAAAGACCGCACCUCCUCUGCGACAUUCCCCACCCUUGUUGUGGUUGCCUGAAGUGCAGUUGACCAGUGAGACGUCUGUGGUUGUGGCAGGAUCUUGUGCGGUGGGCCUGUUGUAAAUUUUGCAAGUGAAUGCCAAAAACUGGCACAGGGCUUGCCAAGUCAAGCUGUGCUCUCUUAUGUUAAUUCACUGCGAAAAGUUAGCUGAAGUAGCUUUCUUGCAGUGCCUCAUGGCUAAUUGCACUGAAUAACUUGGAGCAGCAUUUUACUCUCCCAUGGAUGGGAGUAGAUGAUGGACUGUUUAAAUUGACACGACCUGCUCUAAAUCAACCCAUGGAAUUCCUCAUUAUAGUCAGAGAAUCGGCAGGAAGUGCAUUUUUUAAAACGACGGUUAUUGAUUAACGCAACGGUUAUCUUUGCUGGAUGCAUACAUUUCUGCGUGCAGUGCGCACUUGCGAGCACAUGUGAGAUGUACGCUUUGUACUUACUUGCAUUUCCAGAACCUCUGUUACCAUCCUUUUGAACAGUGAGGCUAUGGACAAGAAGCCGAUUUAGCAUUUUUGCAAGGAGUUCUGUUGGACUGCAGUGAAAUUUGAUGGUGAUCGUGUUACUUCACUUAUGCACUGCGUGCCCAGGUUGCACCCAUCACAAGAUAUGACACGAUCAGUGUGAGGAUUGAGGUGUUUGAUAGAAACACCCAGCAUAUAUGGUCAGCAUUUUGCGACUCAAACCAAUGCUUAAUCCUCGGUAUAUAAAAAGGCAGGGCUUGUGUUCAACAAAAAUUUGUUUUAAACGUGGCCUGGGCCUCAUGCGUGAACACGCAUGUCUGUCAAGUUUGGAUAAUUAUACCUGAUACAUCACGUGGACAUGUCACAAUGCCCACCUCAUGCUUUUAAAGAAAAGUGCACUCAAAAGAGAGACUUAAUCGCUUCAAGAUUGCCAAGAUAUUGUCUCAAGAAUUCUUUAUUUGUUAGCAGUAAAACAGCAUUGGCAUUAUUCCAUGGAACUGCUUAAUGUGUAACGGUGACUGAAAUCUCAGGUCCGUAUGAUGUCACGUUUGAUUUUCCAGACAUGAUUUGCAUGUGUGAUGUUGCAAGCAUUGUGGCCAUGAGCCAUGUUGGCACUGUUGAAGCUGCUGCCCCUACCCUCGCUUUUGUUUACAGGGUGAUUUAUUGGCCUUCCAACUGUAUUCAAGCGUCGCAAAGAGAUAUUGAACUACACGGCAGCAAACGCAUUUUUUUUUUCUCAGUUCUAUUAUAUAUUUUAAGUUGUAGGUCUGGGAUAUGUAUUGAUGACAAUUAUGGCAUAGAUUGGUUUAGGUAUGAAGCAUGGCGAACAAUCUGAGCGAGUUGGAAAGCGGGACGCUGUCACAGCCAGAAUGCAGGCUGUGGCAAGAAAUGGAAAUGAGCGUAAGUUUAAGGUUGUUUUUAUUUUACCAAGUACUGUUCAUAGGUCUAUUUUGCUAAGCAAUGAGGGAAAUGUUGUUCUUGAACGAAAUGUCUAUAUUUACAAAGCCUUUGGAAAAUUGGCAAAGAUGAACGGAACCUUUUUUGUUCUUUUUCCAUUGUACUCUCGAUCUAUUUAUUUCUUAGGAUUAUCACAAUUGUUGGCUGUUUCUUAGGUUUUCUCUUAAUGCAUAGAAUUAAGGAGGUGCUCACUACUUUCCUAGAGCCUCAUGGCUGUAGGGGAAAAAAAAUUUGCUGUUCGUUUUCUUUUUCAUAUCUGUGUUUCCUUUGAACUGUGAGACGUGACCUCGGUACAAGUGGUGCACAGAUUCUCAUUCAAUAUAAAUCCUUGCGAAGGCACUUAAAAGGCAGCUAGCACAUUUUCUAGUGUGUCGCAUGGACAGUGAGAGGCUAACUGAUAAGUGUUCCAUUACACAGUAAGUUUUUACUCAUGUUGGUUGAUUACUGGGUCUGUCUGCGCAGGAGUCAUUGUAUUAGUAAACUAUGUCCUUCUGUUGAAGUAUUCAUUCUCCGCACGGCGUGAACUAUUGCGGAACGAACAAGUCUCUGCAUUGACUUUUCUUUUUCUGUUUGUGCUGCGCUGUCAGUUUUUUGUGUUUGCAACGCGGCAUGCUUGCAGGCAAGCAAUGCUGGUUUAGUCAUCACGUUGUAUCCAUAGUACAGACGCCUUCACAUGCUGAUAGUUGCAGCACUGAUGUAUCGAAAUAAAAACAUUUCCGUUCGUUUCUUGUGGGA
Molecule: messenger RNA, 5190 nt
Organism: Dermacentor silvarum
Lineage: Eukaryota; Metazoa; Arthropoda; Arachnida; Ixodida; Ixodidae
Gene: Diap2
Product: baculoviral IAP repeat-containing protein 3
Exons: 9
Coding region: 560-2380 (606 amino acids)
Biological process (GO): negative regulation of apoptotic process; regulation of cell cycle; positive regulation of protein ubiquitination
Cellular component (GO): nucleus; spindle microtubule; cytoplasm
Molecular function (GO): ubiquitin protein ligase activity; cysteine-type endopeptidase inhibitor activity involved in apoptotic process
Source: RefSeq, a predicted model, not a curated record